Molecule: messenger RNA, 1162 nt
Organism: Prunus avium (sweet cherry)
Lineage: Eukaryota; Viridiplantae; Streptophyta; Magnoliopsida; Rosales; Rosaceae
Product: protein LITTLE ZIPPER 3
Source: RefSeq, a predicted model, not a curated record
AGUUCACAUUUGGGUUUUAUUGGUUUCUUCUUCUUUGUCUGUUCCACACCUCAUUUUGAGGAGAGAAUGUCUGCGUUUAGAAUGUUUCGCACCUUGGAUUCUCCAACAUUUGUUUUUUUUAUUUUAUAUUUUUUUAAAACGGUUUGUUUGUCUCUCUCUACACUCCAUGGCACUCUGUGGAACUUAUAUUUCUAUUUUCAUUUUCUUAUUCUUUAAAAAAAAUUAAAACUUUUGAUCAUACCAUCUUCUUGAUUGUGCAAAAGGGCAAGAGUUGUAUUUGUGAAUGCUCUUUUAAUGAAACAGAGAAGUUGAAGUCUUCUGCAGUUUGAAUCUGAUUUUAGGAUUUUUAUCCUUUUCUUUCAUGUACGGGAAGCCGAAAGAGACCAUUUUUUCAUUGAGUGCAGUUUUAGACUACUUAUGAUUCCAUCUCUCUUUUCUUCCCUAGCAAACAAUAUAUAUCUAUAAAUCUACCAUAGUGGUCCAAAACUUGUUAAUAAGUUGCUCUUGGCCACCACCUGCUCUGCCUUUCCCCUGUUGUCAUCACCUUCUUUUGUAAAACUGUCAUAAGUACUUCCAGUAAAAGCAGUGCACAAAGCACAUUGUAAUCUGUUUUUGGAAGCAUCAUCACAGAAAACCCAAAAAAAUUCACAGCAAUGGACAGGCUGAACUCAAAGCUGUACUUGCAGAACUGCUACAUAAUGAAAGAGAAUGAGAGGCUGAGGAAGAAAGCACAGCUUCUCAACCAGGAGAAUCAAGCCCUGCUCUCUGAGCUGAAGCAGAAGCUUUCCAAGACAAACUCAAAAGCCAAUGCAGCAGCAAACAACAAUAUUCCUGACCUCAAUCUCAGCUCCAGCUCCACCCAAAACCCUUCUAGUUCCAGCAACUAAAACAUAUAGCUAGCUGGAUAGAAAUAUCAUGACCCCACUAGGACUUAGCUUUUUUUGUGUAAUAUUUUUUAGUCAAAAGCGGUAGUUGUUCCAGUUUUAGAUACAUAGAGGAAAAGUGGUUAGUGUAUCUUUGUACCAAGGAUACCUCUGCUUCUUCUAUUUCCUUAUCUUAUGCUAUUUUCUCUUUUUUGGGGGGUUUAGGAUAUAAAAAUUUCUGGUCUACAAGGAUGUAUCAAGCUAUCUGCUAGAAAGAAAUAUAAUAUUUAUUGUAGCUC